Molecule: messenger RNA, 3572 nt
Organism: Micropterus salmoides (largemouth bass)
Lineage: Eukaryota; Metazoa; Chordata; Actinopteri; Centrarchiformes; Centrarchidae
Gene: dtna
Product: dystrobrevin, alpha
Exons: 24
Coding region: 228-2396 (722 amino acids)
Biological process (GO): synaptic signaling
Cellular component (GO): synapse; plasma membrane
Molecular function (GO): zinc ion binding
Source: RefSeq, a predicted model, not a curated record
CACAUACUGGAGGCAAAUGCUGCCCGUGCACUGCUCAGCCAGUACGCUACCCGAAAAUUUCCACCGCACAGGCUUUCCAGAAGAGCGGCACAAGAACGGCCGCUUCGUGCGGUGAUGCAGCAACCUACACCAAAGAAACCCUGAUCGCACUACAGGACACGACCGGCUGUCGGAUUGCUGGAUGGAAAACAGUGAUGUUGCAUGACAUGCCUCGGAAUAAAUUCUGAAUGAUUGAAGACAUCGGUUGGAGCGGUGACAAUAUGGCAGAUAGAAGGCAACUGUUUGUCGAGAUGAGGGCUCAAGAUUUGGAUUCCAUACGAUUAUCGACAUACAGAACAGCAUGCAAACUCAGAUUUCUGCAAAAGAGAUGCAAUUUGCAUUUGGUUGACAUUUGGAAUGUCAUCGAGGCUUUCCGAGAGAAUGGCAUCAACACCAUGGACCUCAACGCUGACCUCUCUGUGGCUCGUCUAGAAGUGGUACUGUCCACCAUUUUUUACCAGCUGAACAAGCGCAUGCCCACCACCCACCAGAUCAGCGUGGAGCAGUCCAUCAGCCUGCUGCUCAACUUCCUGCUGGCAGCCUAUGACCCGGAAGGCCAUGGCAAGAUAUCUGUCUUUGUUGUGAAGAUGGCCCUAGCAACCAUCUGUGGAGGGAAAAUACUCGAUAAAUUAAGAUACAUUUUUUCUCAGAUAUCAGAUUCUGCUGGAAUAAUGGUGCACUUGCAGUUUGACCAAUUUCUGAGGGAGGUUCUCAAAUUACCCAUGGCGGUUUUUGAGGGACCUUCUUUUGGUUACACCGAACAAGCUGCAAGAACAUGCUUUGCACAGCAGAAAAAGGUCUCCCUCAAUACAUUCCUCGAUACGUUGAUGUCAGACCCGCCUCCUCAGUGUCUGGUGUGGUUACCGCUCAUGCAUCGGCUCGCCAACGUGGAGAACGUCUUUCACCCGGUCGAGUGCUCCUACUGCCAUACUGAGAGUAUGAUGGGCUUCCGCUACCGCUGCCAGCAAUGUCAUAAUUACCAGCUCUGUCAGGACUGCUUCUGGAGGGGGCAUGCCAGCGGUUCCCAUAGCAACCAGCACCAAAUGAAGGAGUAUACAUCAUGGAAAUCCCCUGCUAAGAAGUUAUCCCAUGCCCUCAGUAAGUCACUGAGCUGUGCGUCCAGCAGAGAGCCUCUUCACCCCAUGUUUCCUGAAAUGCCUGAGAAACCUCUCAACCUAGCUCACAUUGUAGAUACGUGGCCACCGAGACCAGUGAACUUCACCAAUGACUACUCACUCUCCCACUCCAUGCCUACAUCAGGGAACCCUUACUCCACCAAAAACUUGCCUUACAGCAAGAAUAAUGAUGUUGAGCAAAGAAAGCUCUUGACUGGGGCUGCUCCACAUCUGUUGAAAGGCAGAGGGUUGAACUACAACCUUGAUGUUGCUGAUAGACUUGCUGACGAACAUGCUCUGAUUGGCCUCUAUGUGAAUCUACUCCAAAACAACCCCAAAACCUGUUUGCUGGAGAGCAGUAACCAUCAAGAUGAAGAGCACAGUCUCAUCGCCCGCUAUGCUGCUAGACUGGCUGCUGAUGCUGCGGCUCAACAGCAGAGGGUCCCCACAGACCUCCCCUGCUCUCUGGAUGCCAACAAACAGCAGAGGCAGCUCAUUGCCGAGCUCGAGAGCAAAAACAGAGAAAUCCUACAGGAAAUCCAGCGGCUGCGCCUUCAGCAUGAGGAGGCCUCCCAGCCACCACCUGACAAGGGUCAGCAGAACCCCACUCUGCUGGCUGAGCUACGACUUCUCAGGCAACGCAAAGAUGAGCUAGAACAAAGAAUGUCUACUCUGCAGGAGAGUCGCAGGGAACUCAUGGUGCAGCUGGAGCAGCUAAUGAUGCUUCUCAAGCUGGAGGAGGAAUGCAAACAAGGUACUCAGGGUCCCGGCUCUCCUCGCUCUUCCCCGAGCCACACCAUCAGCCGGCCGAUCCCCACACCAAUCCACUCGGACUCUGCCGGCACGACCCCGACUCACACACCUCAGGACUCACUCAUGGGCGUGGGAGGGGAUGUUCAGGAGGCCUUUGCUCAGGGUCCAAGGAGAAAUCUGAGAAAUGACUUACUCAUUGCUGCUGACUCCAUCACCAACACAAUGUCAUCACUGGUUAAGGAACUCAAUUCAGAGGGUGGAAGUGAGACUGAGAGCACUGUGGAUUCAGACUUUGGACGUGUUGACCUAUUGGCCACAACUUCUUCAGAUCCCUUCUUCACAUAUAAACCAAGAAGUGCCAGCGCUGCAGAGGCGGAGAGCUUUGAAAACGAUCUGGAGCAGCAGCUGGAGGACGAGCUCACGUUGGAGGAGCUUAUGAAGCACAGGCAGGACCCAGACAAAGCGUGCAUGGUGACGCUGCAGCAGUGACUGUGUUAGUCCAGGCAACUGGUGAGCAAUAUGAAAAGCAACAAUAGUAGAAGACACUGGAGGAGACAACACUGGGCUGACGUUACAGAGAACUGAAGAUACGAAGAAUUUAAGUUCCAACCACAGAAUACAUUUACGUAAAGAUAUAUUUUUUAACCAACCGCAUAUUUAAAGUUAUACUGUGAGCUGAUGUAAAGAGAUUAAUUGGUGAUGUGUCUAUUAUACCACAGGUGCCAUAAAAACCACAUAACUUUGGGGAAUUAUUUCUUAAUUUUUAGCCUUUUUACAUGAGUUGUCAAGCAAAUGUACAACUACACUGUUAGGGUGGCAAACUGAAACGUUUCUGAAAAUAAUGAGGUUAAAGUGUUGGACUUGAAGUUAUAGAUGAUAAAAUUUGCAAUAUUUUGUAAAUGUAUAACUCCGACAGAUUUUACCACUAUUCCAUAGAUUUCUUACUGUUGCUGUUGAGUGGCUUUUGUAUUGUUUUUUGACUUGGUUUUUUUGGAGCAGGCCGAUCAGAUAAGUUUGUUUUAUUUGAUACAUUAGUAAUCAUAAUGCACACUGCCUUAGCUGAUUGGAUGACCUCUCAGCAGAGCUUUUUCAAACUGUCAAUGCAGCAUGUAGCAAAACAGCAGCAAUGCUAGUUGCCUUCACUGGACAAAUGAGGCUAAGCUCAUUAAAUCUAAUGCUGAGAAGUGAUUUUAUCUGCAGAGGGAUUUGUUCUGCAAACGUAUGACGAUAUAUAAAUUGUUUAUUAAAUAUAAGCUAUAGAUGGAUUGGUUCUAAUAUCUGAAUGUGUUGGUGAAAACGAUGUAACACAGAGACUUCCAAAUCACUCAAAUUCAAAGGUUUACACUGGUAAGGGCAUUGAACAAAUUUUGUUUACUAAGUAGUUUAUGAAUUAAGGUUAGACCACGGAUCAUUUGCCAUUGUUCCAUGUGUUAGCGUCAGUGCUCUCACACACACACAUCUCUGUGUGACUUGCACACAAACAUACACACUCUUGAUGUAUUUUAUGAGUGUGCGUGAAACUUUACUCAGUCACUUUGGGAAAAGUGGCAAGCCAAUCUAAAAUCAUAAAUGUGUGAAAUAUAUCUAGUUUGAUUUUUGGGCAAGUUCAUAGCAGUGAUUUUGCAUGGUGGUGAUGCAUAAUAAAGUGUUGACACAAUAUCACAA